GCCCCUCCUGCUGCCCGGCCCCGGCCCGCUCAUGGCGGCCAUCCGCAAGAAGCUGGUGGUGGUGGGCGAUGGCGCGUGCGGCAAGACGUGCCUGCUGAUCGUGUUCAGCAAGGACGAGUUCCCCGAGGUGUACGUGCCCACCGUCUUCGAGAACUAUGUGGCCGACAUCGAGGUGGACGGCAAGCAGGUGGAGCUGGCGCUGUGGGAUACGGCGGGCCAGGAGGACUACGACCGCCUGCGGCCGCUCUCCUACCCGGACACCGACGUGAUCCUCAUGUGCUUCUCGGUGGACAGCCCCGAUUCGCUGGAGAACAUCCCCGAGAAGUGGGUGCCCGAGGUGAAGCACUUCUGCCCCAACGUGCCCAUCAUCCUGGUGGCCAACAAGAAAGACCUGCGCAGCGACGAGCACGUCCGCACGGAGCUGGCGCGCAUGAAGCAGGAGCCCGUGCGCACGGAUGACGGCCGCGCCAUGGCCAUGCGCAUCCAAGCCUACGACUACCUCGAGUGCUCGGCCAAGACCAAGGAGGGCGUGCGCGAGUGGUACUUCUACUAA
Myotis davidii is the source of this 553-nucleotide messenger RNA. It is a transcript of the gene RHOB, whose product is annotated as ras homolog family member B. Gene Ontology annotation, biological process: small GTPase-mediated signal transduction. The transcript has 2 exons. Lineage: Eukaryota; Metazoa; Chordata; Mammalia; Chiroptera; Vespertilionidae. The record is from RefSeq and is a predicted model, not a curated record. Gene Ontology annotation, molecular function: GTPase activity; GTP binding. The coding region runs from base 32 to 553 and encodes 173 amino acids.